Messenger RNA from Notechis scutatus (mainland tiger snake), 2055 nucleotides. RefSeq names its product vomeronasal type-2 receptor 26-like. Gene Ontology annotation, cellular component: plasma membrane. The record is from RefSeq and is a predicted model, not a curated record. NCBI's taxonomy places the organism in Eukaryota, Metazoa, Chordata, Lepidosauria, Squamata, Elapidae. Gene Ontology annotation, biological process: G protein-coupled receptor signaling pathway. Gene Ontology annotation, molecular function: G protein-coupled receptor activity.
AUGGUCCCAAAAGAGGACUAUCAGUUUGUUGGGAUUGUUCAACUGCUUCAUCAUUUUAGAUGGACAUGGAUUGGCAUUUUUGCUGUAGAUAACAGCAAUGGAGAAAAUUUCUUACAGAAAAUGGAGCCCUUAUUUUCACAGAAUGGCAUCUGCUCAUCAUUCAUUCAAUGGUUUCCACAACUCAUCAAUCUGGCAGACUACAAAGACCUUUAUUUCCAAAUUUCCAGUAUUUCCAUUAAUUUGAUGAAUAGCAAAGUCAAGACAUUGCUUGUCUAUGGUGAAUCAUUGACCUUAAUGUCUCUCAGAGGUGUUGCAUUUGUGGCAGAUUCUGAAAAUAAGAAAAUUGCAUUACUUGGAAAGGUGUGGCUCAUGACUGCACAGAUUGAUUUUACACUCUCAGGCCUUCAAAUCAAAUCAGAUCUCCAGAUGUUCCAUGGAGCUAUUUCCUUCACCAUUCAUUCAAGAGUAGUUGCAGGUUUCAAGGAAUUUCUUCAGACUGUAAAUCCUCUUUCAGGCCACAGAAAUAGUUUUUUGCAGAAUGUUUGGGAACAAUCAUUUGACUGUUCAUUUCCAAAACCAGAAUUACAAGAAAUGCCCAAUAGACCAUGCACUGGGGAGAUGAAGCUGGAGGGUCUUCCUGGGCCUGUGUUUGAAAUGGAAAUGACUGGACACAGCUACAGUGUCUACAAUGCUGUUUAUGCUGUGGCUCAUGCUUUGCAGGCUUUAUAUAUGUUACGUUUCAAUAGAAAAAAAACUACAAUAAGUAAAAAUCCUGAGCUUCCAGAUAUGCAAUCUUGGCAGCUCCAUCCAUUUCUUCAACACAUUUCUUUUAACAAUACAGCUGGAGAGACAGUAUUCCUGAAUGACAAAGGAGAAGCAAUGAGUGGAUUUGACAUCAUUAAUUUCAUCCCUUUUGCAAACAGAUCCUUUCAGAGAGUUAGAGUUGGAAAGAUAGAUCCUCAGGCUCCAAAAGGGAAGGAAUUAUUCAUUGAUGAAGACAUUAUUGUCUGGCACCCAUCUUUUAAUCUGGUUCCUCCAUUUUCUCGAUGUAAUGACCCUUGUUUCCCUGGAUUUUGGAAGAAAGGGAUUGAGGUAAACCAGUUCUGCUGCUAUGAUUGUGUUCCAUGCCCCAAAGGGAAGAUUUCAAAUCAAAAUGAUAUGGAAGAUUGUUUUGAAUGUUCAGAAGAUCAUUAUCCAAAUAAGGAAAAGAAAAGAUGUAUCCUGAAAUUAGUGGUGUUUCUAACCUUUGAAGAAACCUUAGGAAUCAGAUUAGUCUCAAGUGCUCUUUGUUUCUUCUUCUUGACCUCCUGGGUGCUUGGAACUUUUAUUAAGCACAGGGAUACUCCCAUUGUCAAAGCCAACAACUGGUCCCUCACCUACACACUGCUUGUCUCUCUUCAGCUCUGUUUUCUCUCCUCUUUGUUGUUCCUCAGCCAACCUGGCAAAGUGACCUGCCUUCUCCGACAAUCAACUUUUGGCAUCACCUUCUCAGUAGCCAUUUCUAGUGUACUGGCCAAAACCAUCACUGUGGUUGUGGCUUUUAUGGCCACUAAACCAGGAUCUCAGAUGAGAAAAUGGGUGGGGAGAAGAUUGGGUUUUUGUACUGUCCUUUUCUGUUCUCUCUUCCAGGUAUCUAUUUGUACUCUUUGGUUGUCAACAUCUCCCCCAUUCCCUGAGUUGGACAUGCACUCAGAUUUCCAAGAAGUGAUUUUACAGUGCAAUGAGGGUUCAGCUCCCUUCUUCUAUUGUGUUUUGGGUUACAUGGGUAUCUUGGCCAUUGCCAGCUUUAUUGUGGCUUUCCUUGCCCGUAAAUUACCUGAUACCUUUAAUGAAGCCAAGUUCAUCACCUUCAGCAUGUUGGCCUUUUGCAGCGUAUGGAUCUCCUUCUUUCCAGCCUAUCUGAGCACUAAAGGAAAAGCAAUGGUAGCUGUGGAGGUCUUCUCUAUCUUGUCCUCCAGCACUGCAUUACUGGGAUGCAUAUUUUUGCCAAAGUGCUAUAUCAUUGUUUUACAGCCACAGUUCAACCACCAGAAGUCACUCAUAAAGAAGAAUUAG